Molecule: messenger RNA, 936 nt
Organism: Maudiozyma saulgeensis
Lineage: Eukaryota; Fungi; Ascomycota; Saccharomycetes; Saccharomycetales; Saccharomycetaceae
Source: the annotation of a GenBank genome assembly
AUGUCUAACACUGAAGCCAGUAGAACAUAUGAAGCUAUAGUGGAAGCUGUCAUUAAUGAAGUUAGAGAAGAUUUUGAAAGUGCAGGUAUAGAUGAACAAACAUUACAAGAUUUGAAAAGAAAUUGGCAAAUUAAAUUAUCGGAGACAAAAGUAACAGAAUUUACUUGGGAUUCAGCAUAUAAUGAUAGAGAUAAUGCAAAUCAACCAACAGUAGCACCCGUAGCAUCUGAACCAUUGACUUUAACAAAUACAAACACAACAUCAGCGGAAGGAGUAACAUCUGAAGAAAAUAAUAGUAAUAAUAAUAAUAAUAGUAAUGACAAUGUCAGUACUACUACUGCUAAGGCAACAGAACCAACUACGGUUAAAUCUGAAAAUGGAAAUGAACAAGAACUUACAAUGCCAUUAUUUGAAGGAAAUAAUAAUCAACCUGUCGUUAAAGAAGAAAAUGAUGACAAUGAGAAUAAUGGAACAGAAAAGACUCUACCACCACCAUUGACAACAGAAAGUAAUAAUAAUAAUAAUAAUAAUAAUAAUAAUAAUGAUGAUGAUGAUGAUGACCAAGACGAUAUAAAUAACUCAGAUUCACAAGAUAAAGACACAGAGCAAACGAAUAAAUCAACUGAAAUAGAAUUGGAAAUCGAUGACCCUAACGGUAAUGCAGCAAACCAAGUACGAUUACAAGCUAAGAAAGCCAAGAGAAGUGCAUUGCUAGAUACUGAUGAAGUUGGUUCUGAACUUGAUGAUUCUGAUGACGAUUACUUAAUUUCAGAAGGUGAAGAUGACGGUCCAGAUGAAAACUUAAUGUUGUGUUUAUAUGAUAAAGUGACGAGAACGAAAGCUAGGUGGAAAUGUUCUUUGAAGGACGGUGUUGUAACAAUAGAUCAUAAGGAUUAUACUUUCCAGAAAGCUCAAGUUGAAGCAGAAUGGGUUUGA